Rotaria sordida is the source of this 1029-nucleotide messenger RNA. NCBI's taxonomy places the organism in Eukaryota, Metazoa, Rotifera, Eurotatoria, Philodinida, Philodinidae. The record is from the annotation of a GenBank genome assembly.
AUGAAUAAUCUACGAGGCCUCUCUCAAAAUAUUCAAGUAAGAUUACCCAGAUCUGCUUCGAAUUCAUGUGAAGCUACAGGUGAAGAAAGUGAAUUGUACAAUCUGAAACUUCGAUUUGUGUCCAUUUUCGUUCUAUUCGUCGUCUCUUUUCUUGGUGCUUCAAUCCCAGUACUUUCAGCUUGUAUCAAACGCUUACAUAUACCAUCAAUAAUUAUUAAUACGGGAAAGUUUUUCGGCACUGGAGUGAUACUUGCUACCGCAUUCAUUCAUAUCUUGCCAGCAGCCAUAGAUGCAUUGACAGAUGAAUGUCUGCCAGAAAGUUGGAAAGAUUAUGAAGCCUAUGCAGGUUUAUUCGCCAUGCUAGCUAUACUGGCCAUGCAACUCAUCGAAAUCAUUGCACAUCAUCAAUUACACAGGGUACUCAUACACGAUAUAAACGUCGUAGUUGAAGAAGGUCAUGCACAACCUCCUACAACACCUGUUGAAAACAGGCAACAACAUGGUCAUAGCCAUGGUUUAUCACUACUAUCAGAUAGUCAUAAUCAUCGUAUCACUACCUAUUUACUUGAGUUCGGUAUUGCUAUACAUUGGGUCCUCAUUGGUGUGAUGUUGGGCAUUGAUGAUGGUUCACACUUUGUAGUCCUUUUUAUUACACUUUGUUUUCAUCAAUUUUUUGAAGCUAUCGCACUUGGUGCACAAAUUUCACAACUCAAUAAUAAAUCAGUAUUACCAGCUGUUUUCAUGGUGAUAUUUUUCUCUCUCACUACUCCAGUCGGUAUUGCGAUCGGUAUCAGCGUUCAUUUGAAUACAUACAAUCCAAAAUCAUUAGCUGCACUGGUGACGACUGGUGUUUUAGAUUCGGUUUCAAGCGGUAUUUUGAUCUAUGUCGCUCUGGUCAAUUUGAUGGCUGGUGAAAUGGGUGUCGGAGCACAUGGAUUUGUUGCAUUGAAAAAACACGUGAAAUUUUUAUAUUUUGUUGCUUUGUAUCUUGGUGCAGCAUUUAUAGCUAUUCUUGGACGAUGGGCAUAG